This is a messenger RNA of Haliotis rubra (blacklip abalone), 466 nucleotides long. Its product is annotated as COX assembly mitochondrial protein 2 homolog. The record is from RefSeq and is a predicted model, not a curated record. Gene Ontology annotation, cellular component: mitochondrion. The transcript is spliced from 4 exons. Bases 79 to 315 code for a protein of 78 amino acids. Lineage: Eukaryota; Metazoa; Mollusca; Gastropoda; Lepetellida; Haliotidae.
CGGAUAUGGAAUGACGUUUUGCGCCAACUACACAGGAAGUGCUUGUCUGCUAUUUAUGUGGAACCAGUAAUUCUUACAAUGCAUCCUGAUCUUUCCGCUCAUCUUCAUUCUGCUGAAUGUAAUGAAAUUAUUAAUGCAUUCCAGCAGUGUCAUGUCGAUCAUCCAGUUCGUAAAUUCAUGGGACACUGCAAUGAUCUGGAUAGAGCACUGACCAGGUGCUUAAAGGCAGAGAGGAAAAAGAAACAAGAAGCAAACUUUGCUAAAUCAAGAGGUUUCCAGAGGCUCUCUCAACAGAAGACGGAACAAUCUGAGUAGAAUCAGGGAAACUACUCUCUUAUGGACGUGUAUGUUCUGUAACUCACCAGUCUGAAAUGUGAAGGGGUGUUCAGGAGGUGUAUGAUAUAGUGCAUGUCCUACAUUCACAGACUGGUGGGUUGUGUUAUACAUGGGAGUACUUUUUAAAUGU